Messenger RNA from Scomber scombrus (Atlantic mackerel), 4818 nucleotides. RefSeq names its product family with sequence similarity 13 member A (gene fam13a). NCBI's taxonomy places the organism in Eukaryota, Metazoa, Chordata, Actinopteri, Scombriformes, Scombridae. The record is from RefSeq and is a predicted model, not a curated record. Gene Ontology annotation, biological process: signal transduction. Bases 1 to 3624 code for a protein of 1207 amino acids. The transcript is spliced from 28 exons.
AUGGGGGCAGGAGCUCUGACCAUCUGUCAUAACAAGACAGCAGUGCAGGUUAAGGAAGACAUGAAGAAGAUAGUCCAGAUACCCAUACUGAGGCCCAGAGCAGUAGCAGCCAAGCACACCAAGCUGUUUGGAGCGUCCCUGUUUGAGCUGUGUGAGAAGGGCCUCAUAGAGGAUGGUGUGCCUCUGGUGGUGCAGAAGAUGGUGGAGUAUCUCAGCAAGCAUGCUCUACAUCAGGAGGGUUUGUUCAGAAUAAAUGGGAACGUUCGUGCUGUGGAGACCCUGAAACAUCGUCUGGAGAGUGGCGAGGAUGUGGACUUGUUCUCUGAAUCUGAUACGUGUACCGUGGCCAGCUUGCUCAAACAGUACCUCAGGGACCUGCCUCAGGGCCUGGUAGACUCAACAGUCCAACAGGCGCUGAUACAGCACCACCAAGAGUGCAGUGAUGACGGCUCCUGGUCAGAUAUGAGAGACCUGAUCCAGCAGCUACCAGACGUCCACCACAGCCUCCUCCGCUACCUUUGUCAAUUCCUCACCCUCGUCGAGUGCAACCACAAGGACAACCGCAUGACUGCCUUCAACCUCGCCACUGUGUUUGGACCCAGUGUCUUCCAUGUGGCUCCUGGUUUUGAAGCACUGAAGGACCAAAAUAUCUGUAACAAAAUUAUGGUCAAGUUCAUCCAGAACUACGGCAACAUCUUCGAGACCAACGUAAACAAAGAGGGCUGCACAGAAGAACCAUCAACCAUCAUUUUCAAGGAGGUCGACGUGACAGAUGCAGACGUAAAGGAGUCACCAAGCCACCUCAACGCAAAGACACCGACACCAGUUCCCAGAACGAAGGCUGGACUUAUAAACCCACCAGAAAAUGCAGAGGGUCUGACCAAACCCACCACUAACACUCCAAAGGCGAGGCCAAGGAAAAAGAAGGUGAGAAAAGGGAAGAGUGACGGGAUGCCUCAAGUCGUCCCUCAACCCAGCCGUUCCACUCGGUUGCCCUAUGCAAGGCCUCUCUCCAUACCAAUAGUUUUGCCCCUGACCUCAGGACAUAGGAGCCCCAGCCCAGAGGCGAUGGAGACGAGUUCGGUGCCUUUGACUCGGAAAGACACCCCAGAUACUUCCUCGCACCUCAGCCUGGAUGUCAGCCCCUCUGGUAGCACUGAAGGCCUCGGCAGCUCCCAAGAAGAGGAGAGACCAAUAUCUCCUUUCUACAUGAGUAACCACCUCUUUCCUGUUCACUGCAGACCAGAUGUGGUAAAGAGUUUCCUGGACAGGACGAUACGUUCAACAGUGGAGCAGCACCUUUUUGAUGUUAACCCUUUAGGGGAAGAAAGUUCAGAGGACAGUGAGUUGACUUCAUCUCCUAGGGUGACGCCAACUGCGCGACAGAGACGUCGACAUCAGAGAGAGCAGCAUCUGCAGGAGGAGGGCUUAAGACACAGAGAAAGAAACAGAGCAGCAUCCGUCAGAGCAAACACCAACAAAGAGAACAUCCCAUCGAGCGGUGGAAGCAGCUCUGGCACCGCGGGGGAGGACACAAGCAGCAGCGCGGACUCGCAGGGAGGCCAGGGUGGUCACGCUGAGCGAACCCUGAAACCCAGAAAGUCGAAACACAUCCCGUCGCUGGUGCAACUCACUGACAACCAGGACGCCCGUGCGUUAAACGAGGGUGUCAGUGUGUCGGGACCAUAUGAGAGACCUGGAACAAACCACAUGGAGACAUUUAAGAAUGGGAAUGACACUUCAAGAAAAGAAGACCUUCCUUCUCCUCCACAGGGUCCAACAAAGGGUCCAACAAAGGGUUUAAAGGGUCCUACAGGAGACACAAAAAGGUGUGCUGAAUACAAUCAUGCAGCUUACUCCUCCACCAAUGUGGAGGAGUAUUUUCAGAGCAGCCAGAUGGAUUCUAGUAGCAGCUCAGGCCGCAGCUCUCGCCACCAACACAUUGUGCCACUGAGCGGCCAUCUGGAGCCAACGUGGGGCAACUCUGAUCGGAGUCCGGUGCAAGUGUGUUCACUGGCUGGCCAUCGUUCAUUGAGCGCUCUUUUCCUUUCUCUCAUGGUUGUGCAGACGCUAAGAAUGAAGAUCCAGGAGUCGCCCGUCACUUGUGACACGGGGAGGGUCGGUGGAGAGGUGCGAGGCUCCGACCCAGACUGCGAGAAGACGAGCUGUGAGGAUGUCCCCCGUCUGGACCUGACAGCUCUGACUGAGGACAGCAACUGGGGAGAUUCUUCGUUCUUUAACUCCCCUUUCCUUGAUUUCAAAAGCAUUUUCCAUCAGAGUGUUUGUGAUGAACCAGUACCGGCGUACUCGCCUCUGCAGAGAGAGAGUAUGGACCGUGAGGAGGCUCGACUGUCCCCCCACGCCGGAGGACGCCUGAUUCGCCAGCUGCUGGAGGAGGACAGUGACCCGAUGGUGUCCCCUCGUUUUUACGCCUAUGGACAGUGCCAGCAGUACCUGGACGACACUGAAGUGCCUCCGUCACCGCCAAACGCACACUCGUUUGUCAGUCGCAGGAGGAGUUCAUCUCUCGGCUCCUGUGACGACGAGAAAGAGGAGCUGACGUCCGCCCAGCUCACAAAGAGGAUUCAUGUGUUGAAGAAAAAGAUCCACAAGUUUGAGGAGAGGUUUGAAGAGGAGCGAAAAUACAGACCAUCUCACGGCGACAAAGUUGGAAACCCAGAAGUGCUGAGAUGGGUGAAUGAACUGGCCAAGCUUCGCAAAGACCUUAAAGAACACAAGCUCCUGAAAUCCGAGGAAGACCUGCCGCCUCUGACCCGCCAGCGCAGCAACACACUGCCCAAAAGCUUCGGCUCUCAGCUGGAGAAGAAACCGCAGCAGGAGAAGGUGCAGAAGCCGCCGGUGGAGAGCACGCUGGAAACGAUCCUGAAGAAGCUGCAGGAGAAGAGGGAGGAGGUUAACCGCCCAGAGGACAUCAAGGAUAUGACCCGGGAGCAGAUCGGAGCAGAGAAGGUUGCCCUGCAGAAAGCUCUCCUCUACUACGAGAGCAUACACAGCCGACCGGUGUCCAAGAGCGAGAGGCAGAUCAUGAAACCUCUGUACGACAGAUACCGACUGGUCAAGCAGAUCCUGUGCAGAGCCUCCACCAUCCCCGUCAUUGGCUCCCCCUCCAGCAAGCGCAGAGGUCCCCUCCUUCAGCCCAUUAUCGAGGGCGAAACCGCACUCUUCUUCGAUGAUAUCAAGGAAGAAGAAGACGGCUCGGAGGAUGAGGGAGACACAAAGACCCAGUUCACCGUGACGGUGCGGCCCGACAUCAGUGUGGUCAGCUUCCUGGACCACAUGGACGAGGAAUCGGAUGGUUUCAUUUCACCAGUGGACGAACUUUCACCCUCAAAGAACACCAUCGACAUGAGGCUGUCCAACCUGCACUCCGCCACCACGCAAGAACUUGUGGAGCAACUCCAAGAGACCAGAGAGGAGAAGAAGAGAAUCCGUAAGAACCUGAAAGACUUCGAAGACCAGUUUUUGAGACAAAAUGGAAGAAACGUGCAGAAGGAGGACCGCUCCCCGUUGGCAGUGGAAUACAACGAAUACAAGCACGUUAAAGCCAAGCUGCGGCUGCUGGAAGUUCUCAUCAGCAAAAGAGACUCAUCCAAGUUCAUCUGAGAGAGAAAUAAAAAUAAAAAACACCUAAAAGACUCUAAAGAAGAACAGCUGCUCGGUCUCUAGAGAAACCAAAUCUGUCACACGUCUCUCCCUGACAGGUGUUUUUUUUUGUUUUUGUUUUCUUUCUUUCUUGUCGCCGCUCACAUUUUUUGGCUCGAGCAUAGGCCUGUUAAGUUCGUCCCCAUCGAGCACAGUGGGAAGGUUUCCCCUCUCCGGAGCCGCCGACCCACGGCUGAUUCAAAGCGACACAAACUCACCUCUCCUUUCCUGAGAAGUUAGUUUCCAGCAGACUUUCAUAAUGAGGACAUUUCUCUGAGACUGAGCGACAACGCACACGAAUAACCCGAAUACUGUUUCAGCAAAGAAUCACACCUGUAUCACUAAUAAUUUAUUUUUAUCCUUUUAAAUGUUUGUAUCAGAGCAGAAGUUGUUUUUUUUCUUUCUUUUACUGUAGAAGUCUUAAAAAAAAGAACCUUGUACAUAAAAAAAAAAAAAAAUAGAUAUAAAAUUAACGCUAUUUUUUAAAAGAAGGAUUUUUUGUGAUCAAGAUUUCUGUGUAUUUUUGUAAGGGAGAUAUUUGUAAUAAGUUCAAUCGGUUCGACGGCAUUCUGUUACAGUUUUGACCGCCACAAGAUCCUGUGUUACUUCUUUAGAAGUUGAAUCGAGUAUUUGCUCACUAAAAAGAAGCGCUUUUCACAUUUUAAUACAACCCAAAGACGGCAAACUGCACACCAAAAUGACACAGACGCUCAUCAAAUUUGUGAUCACUGGUACUUAAACAUUUGACUGUAUAUUUGAUGCAUUUGAUGUAUUUUCCCCCCCAUGUUCACUUCAUGUCAAAUAAGCUAUUUUAUCGUCUUGAAAUCACUGGUAUGGGUUUUGUUUUUUAUGUUUUUUUUGCUCACGCUUACAAACGUCAACGAGGCCAUUUGUGAGACGACGCUCCAGUUUUUCUUUCCUUUCAUCUCCAGAGCUCGUCCACUCUUCUUGUAAAUAUGGAUGUACGUUUACAUUUCUGUGAGCAAAGUACAUUUCUCCUUUCUUUCUCCAAAAUGGAUGAUUUAUCAGUGUGAAUUUCGUUUUUACUGAAUGUAAACACUGGCGAGGCUUAAUGAAUUUUGAGUGUGUACAUUUUAGUACAUAAAUCGUAUUUGUAUUUUGUAUAUAUUAUGAAUGAAAUCAUAUUUUUACUGA